Trichoderma reesei QM6a is the source of this 1931-nucleotide messenger RNA. RefSeq lists its product as uncharacterized. Bases 237 to 1931 code for a protein of 564 amino acids. The transcript has 2 exons. Lineage: Eukaryota; Fungi; Ascomycota; Sordariomycetes; Hypocreales; Hypocreaceae. The record is from RefSeq and is a predicted model, not a curated record.
CAGACGUCUGUUGCAACGACGACAUCAUUCGCAGGAUUCGGGCUGGCCUUACGCUGCAGCUUCAUAUCCCGAGCUACAGCCCAUCACCGAUUCCGAAUCCAACUCGACUAGUGACGGAGACGCGUACUCGUCGUCUCCAGCCUCCAACUCAAAGCUGGCUUCAACAUACGCAAGGCGCCCCCCGGCGCUCGAUCAGAUCUCGCCUCCAAGCUCACCAGAAACUGGCGCUUUCAAGAAUGUACUCGUGUGUCUUCAACAGCUUGCUGACAAAGAGCCGCCCAUUCAGCGCACCCGUCUCUCCAAUCGAUGAAGAUGACGCCGGUUUCCAUCGAGAGUAUCCUUUGCAGGGGCAUCAACAGUCCCAGCCGUUCACGACACAGCUCCAGACGAGCAAUGGCCCCGUCCAAGCGCAGUAUAUGCCUUACCAGCCAGCUGUGGACGUGUACGGCGCGUCUUUUGAGAACCCAAGAAGCGUUAAAGACAUACCGAUUCCCUUAUUUGAGAACCCAAGAAGCAUCAAGGACGUACCAAUACCACAUGGCUCAUUGCCGCGAAGUAACAAGAUGCGCUUGCACUUGACGAGUGAAAGUUCGGUUGCACAAAGAUUCCGCUUCCUCGCCAAGGGCAAGUCGGAGUCACCAGAGCCUUUAACGGAGCGACCACGAAGUAGGGCAGCGAGCAGGGCAGGGAGCAGCAGGCCGGGGAGCAGCAAGGGCAUCGGCGUCGGCUACAACGGUCUUCGAAACAUAUCGGCUCCCAUUCCGCAGUCCCAGCCGGCCUUUAUGAUGGACUCGGCUCCACGCCAGCAGAUGUUGACGGACCGUGACCUCCUGCCCUCCAUACAGGCGCGGAAGCCAAUGGACACGACAAGCCCGGUAGCUCGGGUGCCAUCCUAUGACGCCUACACCAUUGACGCCGGCAACAGUGCUAACGUUCCUGUAACGUCGCCGCCAAAUGACCAGGACUAUCCAACCCCGCCAUCUAUGCAUCCAGCCCAGCAGCAGUCACCUGUCGACCCCAAUUGGACGCCUACAGGACCCAAAAUCAUUAAAAGGAAGCCAGCGCAGAACCAGCACAACCAGCCUUCAGCGCCCACCAACCGCUCGAGUUCGAUUCCGGCCUCCCUCCUUGCUCGUCAUCCGCCAGCGGCGGCCGCAGCCGCAGCCGCACCUCCACCUCAAGCACAACCUCAAGCACGACCACAGCCACAGCCGCAACCCCACCGCGAACGGUCCUAUGCCGACGAGGCGUCGAUGAAGCCUGCGCCGCUCUUCGCUCAUACCACUCGCAACACUUGGAACACGGAGAUCCCUUGGCAGGCGGUAGGGGAGCAAACGCCCGCAAAUACGCCGCCCGACGCGCCCUUCUUGAGCCGUCAAAACCCCGACACUAGGCCUGAUCCUGAGCCCAGCCAUACGACUACGACCGUGGGACACGGCGUGCGCACGUCUAGCCUCUACGAGGCUUAUGCCCAGAUGCCUCGCAUGCCACCGCCGAGCGAGCCACCCCCAAGUAAACCAGCCGACAACGAGGCCAGCAGCAGGACGAACCCUCCUAAGCAUAAGCCUACGAUGUCUACUACCAAGCCACUCCCUCCUGCACCGCCAGAGUUGGCUUCUUCGUCGUCCGAUGAUAGGAUUGCUCAAUUGAACACCACUCUCGCGAGCUUGGCUCAUCGCAAGGUCAACAUCAACAAAAGCAUCCAGCAGAUGACAGAGCUCAUGCCGCGAGACAACUUGAUGGCCAGCGCAGAAGUGCUCCGGAAGAGGGAGAUUGAGAAGCAGAAAGUGGAGGGGCUGAAGAAGGAGCUGGCCGAGAUCCAGCUCGAAGAGUACGACUUGGGCUUGAAGCUGCAUAGAGCAUAUAAGCGCCUUAACAGGGGUGCAGAUUACGAGCCAACCACUCUCUGGGUAAGGAGAGUGAAUACCUGA